Messenger RNA from Cotesia glomerata, 1210 nucleotides. It is a transcript of the gene Ppt1, whose product is annotated as palmitoyl-protein thioesterase 1. NCBI's taxonomy places the organism in Eukaryota, Metazoa, Arthropoda, Insecta, Hymenoptera, Braconidae. The coding region runs from base 227 to 1141 and encodes 304 amino acids. Gene Ontology annotation, biological process: receptor-mediated endocytosis; protein depalmitoylation. Gene Ontology annotation, molecular function: palmitoyl-(protein) hydrolase activity. Gene Ontology annotation, cellular component: lysosome. The transcript is spliced from 5 exons. The record is from RefSeq and is a predicted model, not a curated record.
GUGGAAUCCGUCCGAGGCGUGCUUGUAUUAUUACGUUACAUAUAUGUACUUGUGAAUAAUAAUAAAAUAUAAACAAGUACACGGAGUUCGUGCCGGGAGAUAUUUAGUUGGUCAACCAGUUAGGUCGGGACCUUUAAAGAAGAUCACUAUAAUUUUAAUCUCUUUACAGUGAAUAUAUUCAAUUAAUAUUGAUAGUGUAUUUAUAAAUUUAUUAAUUGUAAGAAAUAUGUAUAGUUCAAAAGCUAAAAUUGUAUUUAUAUUUUUUAUAAUAAAUUCCUGUCAAUAUUUAAUUGCUCUAAAAAAUAACAAUCCCACACCUGUGGUUCUGUGGCAUGGAAUGGGUGACAGUUGCUGCUUUUCAUUUAGUCUUGGAGCAAUAAAAAAUAUUAUUGAAGAAGAAAUACCAGGUAUAUAUGUAAAGUCUGUAAAAAUUGGAAAUAACGUUAUAGAGGACGUUGAGAACAGUUACUUUAAAAAUGUAAACGAACAAAUAGAAGAAGUUUGUGAAGACUUGGCAAAUGAUCCGAGUUUAAAGGACGGAUACAAUGCAAUUGGAUUUUCACAAGGAGGGCAAUUCUUACGAGGUCUAGCUGAAAGAUGUCCAAUUCCACAGAUGAAAAAUCUCAUCUCGCUGGGUGGUCAACAUCAAGGUGUAUACGGGCUUCCUAAUUGCGGAUCUUUGGAGCAUAAAGCCUGCGAUUACUUAAGAAGAAUGCUAAACCAUGGAGCUUACUUGUCUUUCAUACAGAAUCGAUUUGUACAAGCUGAAUACUGGCACGAUCCGCUGCAAGAAGACGAGUACAGGAAGAAUAGUGUCUUUUUGGCAGAUAUCAACAAUGAGCUCGUAGUCAAUGAGACUUAUAGAGAAAAUCUUCAGCGUCUGGAGACUUUGGUACUUGUUAUGUUUGAAAACGAUACAAUGGUACAGCCACGAGAGAGUGAGUGGUUUGGAUUUUAUAAGCCUGGCCAAUCAGUUGAACUACAGACACUUCAAGACUCUGAUCUUUAUAUCGAGGAUCGCUUAGGCUUGCAACAAAUGGACAAAGCUGGUAAAAUUCAUUUUCUAUCAAUACCAACUAACCAUCUGCAAUUCGAUGAAGACUGGCUAAAAAAAGAAAUCAUUCAUAAAUAUCUUGUCUAAAUAAUCAUCCUUAGUCGCUGUAAAUUUUUUUUUAUUUCAAUUUUAUAAAAUAAAAAUAGUUCGACUGAA